This is a messenger RNA of Trifolium pratense (red clover), 1924 nucleotides long. RefSeq lists its product as uncharacterized. Gene Ontology annotation, cellular component: nucleus. Gene Ontology annotation, molecular function: DNA binding. The coding region runs from base 122 to 1732 and encodes 536 amino acids. Lineage: Eukaryota; Viridiplantae; Streptophyta; Magnoliopsida; Fabales; Fabaceae. Gene Ontology annotation, biological process: DNA replication; DNA recombination; DNA repair. The record is from RefSeq and is a predicted model, not a curated record. The transcript is spliced from 12 exons.
UCUAAGUCACUUUUAGUGGUUGAAAUGUUGAACAAGUGUCUUACAGAUUUUGAAGUCAUGUUACUUUUAAAACUGCUAAUAAUGUGUUGUCCUUUUCAAGUAUAUUUCGAUAUUUCAGCAAAUGGCUAGGGCUUUUGAGUUUAUCAAAGACAUCACUGACCGUAAGGAUCUAUGGAAAGUAGCUGUCAAAGUGAAAGAUAAAUGGAGUGCUACCAAAGAUGGGAAGGAGUACUUUGAAAUGGUUGUGGUAGAUGCAAAGGGAGAUGAUAUCUUUGUCUUAGUUCCAAACGAGUUGAAACAGAAAUUUGAAAAUGAGAUUCCUAUCAUUGUCAAAAACACUUACACUAUGCAGAACUUUCAAGUAUCAAAGAAUGAUGACCAAUUCAAGCCAUCACACCAUGAAUUCAAGUUGGGGUUCAAUGGUGGUACAUUAGUUAAUGAUGUCAAUGUUCAUGAAAUUGCUGACCCUGUUACAAAGUUCAAAUCUUUUGUGGAUAUUAUUAAUGGGAAUUUUCGUGAAGAUUACUUAUAUGAUAUCAUUGGAAUGGUAGAUGAACUAGGUUUUCAACAACCUAAUCAUGGAAACAGGAAAGUUCAAUCAAACUUUUUUCUUCGAGACUUAAGCAACAAUCUGAUUAAUUGCACUCUGUGGGAAAACUAUGCGAUGAAAUUCUUCAAUGUACAGAACAAAGCAAAUGAUGGUCCAAUUAUUGUAUUCAUGAAAUAUGCCAAGAUUAAAGCUCAAGGCAAAUAUGCCUUGAACAUUUCAAACACCUGGAGUACUACGAAGCUUUUCAUCAAUGAUGAUGUUCCAGAGAUCAUUGAAUUCAAAAAAUGUUUAGCUGCUGGUAUUGAAAAUGGAACAAUUAAUGCUGUUGCUGAGACUCCAUCUCAAAUGAGAUCUCAAUCAAGUGGAGCAACACAAUUUGUUCCAUACACACCAGAGCAGAAAUUCUAUUACAAUGCUGAAGUCAUGCCUCUUAGCAAAAUUGUCCAACUACCUCAGGAUGCUAAAUGUGUCACAGUCAUUACCACAGUCAAGAUUAAACCCAGUAGAGGUGGUUGGUACUAUCUUACCUGUUUUAAAUGCCCAAAACAGUGUUUUGGAGUAGCUCCUCCUUAUAAAUGUGGAGAUGAUCAUGAAACUGAGACUGAGAUCAUAAGGUACAAACUGGAUGUUGAGGUUGCUGCUGGUGAUGUAAAGGCAACUUUUGUCUUUUGGGACCGUGAAUGUGCUCAAAUAUUGGGAAUUAGUGCCGCUGACCUUCGUGCUGAAAUGCUUGCGCUUGGAAUAAAUGAUCCUUUGAGUAAUCCAGUAAUAAUGGAUGACAUUGCUGGCAAAACUUUGGAUGUUAAGCUUAAGUGGCAAGCUAAAUGGAAAACUGGGUCUGUCAUUGGUAUUCAUGAAAGUCCUGAAUUUGCCCUGGACAUUCAAUCUCAAUUUCCAGCUGCCAAUGUUCCUCAAGGAAAGUUGCAACUACCUGCAAAAGAAGCCAAUUAUGAGGUGAUGGACAAUACUUCUGCUGAAUCUUCUCAGAAAUCUGACAACAUUAUUUUUCCAACGGUUUCUUUGUCUGCCUCUGAUGAAGUGGAUCCUGACAUAAUUGAUAUGAGUACACCACCAAAGCGCUUAGGAAAACAACUUCAAUCUCCCGCUGAAAUCGAUGUUGGCUCUGUCAUAGCAUCAAAAGCUUCUUCCACAAAGAUGCUCAAGAAACCUAAGAAGGAAUAGCUGCUUCAACAAGUUUAAUGUUUCACUAUAUGGAAGAUUUUACAUGUUGUUUAUUUAGCCAUUUUGCUGGGACAAACUUUUACCUCCUAUUGCUAGGUUAUUAAAUCUUUUGUGUUGUGGUCAUAUAAUUACAUUAUUUCAAGGAUAUAUUUUAUGACCUAUAUUUUGGAUGUAUUGUAAUGUGUUGCAUCU